UGAGCCACCCUACUUAAACGUCAACUUCAUUUCCGCCUGACACAUUCACAUUCUUUUUCCGGCGAGAUCCUCAGGUGGACGAGUCGUAGUUUUUAUAAUUUUAGCCGUAAAAUUUUCUCCAUCUUCCCGCAAUGAAAAUCUGGAAGGAUAUCUUUACCGGUGACGAGAUGUUCUCGGACACCUACAAGAUAAAGCUGGUGGAUGAGGUCAUGUACGAGGUGACCGGAAAGUUCGAGUCCCGAACCCUCGGUGAUGUCCAGCUGGACGGUGCUAACCCGUCCGCGGAGGAGGCCGAUGAGGGCACCGACGCCGCCACCGAGUCCGGCGUGGACAUUGUGCUGAACCACCGGCUGUGCGAGACCGGAUUCGCCGACAAGAAACAGUUCACCACCUACCUGAAGGACUACAUGAAGAAGCUGGUCACCAAGCUCGAAGAGAAGGACCCCAGCCAGGUCGAGGUGUUCAAGACCAACAUCAACAAGGUGAUGAAGGAUCUGCUGACGCGCUUCAAGGACCUGCAGUUCUUCACCGGCGAGUCCAUGGACUGUGAGGGUCUGAUCGCGAUGCUCGAGUACCGCGACAUUGACGGCGUCAGCACGCCCAUCCUGCUCUGCUUCAAGCACGGUCUCGAGGAGGAGAAGUUCUAAGGACUCACAACAACAACCCCAACCACAACCAUGCUCUUACUAUUUUUUUUUCUUUCCAAAUCUUUUCUGCGACUAGUUUCUUUUUUGUUGUGUUUCGUUCACACGAUGUGCAUCAGGAUCGCGAAGUGACAGACACGGAACGUUUUCCAACACAAUUCCUACGAGCCUUAUCUCUUAACAAAAUAUUUUUUUAUAUUUAUUUACGGCAAAUCUAGACGAAACUUUUUU
Molecule: messenger RNA, 875 nt
Organism: Culex pipiens pallens (northern house mosquito)
Lineage: Eukaryota; Metazoa; Arthropoda; Insecta; Diptera; Culicidae
Gene: Tctp
Product: translationally-controlled tumor protein homolog
Exons: 3
Coding region: 132-647 (171 amino acids)
Cellular component (GO): cytoplasm
Molecular function (GO): calcium ion binding
Source: RefSeq, a predicted model, not a curated record